Messenger RNA from Clonostachys solani, 381 nucleotides. Lineage: Eukaryota; Fungi; Ascomycota; Sordariomycetes; Hypocreales; Bionectriaceae. The record is from the annotation of a GenBank genome assembly.
AUGACUACUCUUAAAGAGAUCGCAACCGACUACCCCGGAGAGGGCAUCGUAGUGAUGUCGGCAUCUCUCCUGCUCCUCGAUGUCGUUGGCGAGGCCUUGACUCGCAAGGCCCUUGAAGAGGAUAUCUUCAAAUUCCCAAUUAAGGAGUACAACGGGACACAGGCUGUUCGAGACAGGACGAGCAUCAUUAAAACUUUCAACGACAGCACGGGCACCAGAUCUGACAUCGACAAGUGGAUGUCUGCCAAGUUGGAUGAUAAGACUCGAAUUAACUCCAACCUGUAUGGAGCCGUGGUCCGGUCCGACCAACAGCUAGCGGUGAUGCCUCAAAAGCCAUCACGAGAGCAGGUCCUACGCGAUCUAAAAAAGAAGGCCACAUGA